AUGUUAUAUUGCCAAUGGUAUCUGCGGAAAUCCUUUCCAUCCUUCUUGAGCAUUUCGCCAACAUCUAGCCUGCUUCCUAUCUUCGCGUCGUUGUUCCCAGACUUUGUGGGUCCAGCUCUCUCCCCCGGCGUGCCAUUACCCCUGGAGAGCUUCAACAUCCGCUGCCUAGAGCUCAUGAACCACCCCUUGAGGGCGUUCAAGGACGACUUUGCCGCGCGGCUUGACAUUGCAAAUAAAACGAAUGGCUACAUUUAG
This is a messenger RNA of Trichophyton rubrum CBS 118892, 255 nucleotides long. RefSeq lists its product as uncharacterized. The transcript has 2 exons. NCBI's taxonomy places the organism in Eukaryota, Fungi, Ascomycota, Eurotiomycetes, Onygenales, Arthrodermataceae. Bases 1 to 255 code for a protein of 84 amino acids. The record is from RefSeq and is a predicted model, not a curated record.